Molecule: messenger RNA, 3301 nt
Organism: Octopus sinensis (East Asian common octopus)
Lineage: Eukaryota; Metazoa; Mollusca; Cephalopoda; Octopoda; Octopodidae
Product: 5'-nucleotidase domain-containing protein 3
Exons: 16
Coding region: 1156-2727 (523 amino acids)
Molecular function (GO): 5'-nucleotidase activity
Source: RefSeq, a predicted model, not a curated record
UAAUACACAUACAUAUAUCAGGAUGUGUGAUUAAGAAGCUCGCUUUGUAACCAUGUGAUUUCGGGAUCGGUUCCACAGCGCGGCACCUUAGAUAAGUGUCUUCUACUAUAGCCCCGGGCCUACCAAUGCUGUGUAAGAGAAUCUGGUAGGUGGAAAUUGUAUGAAAAUCCGUUGUAUGUACAUAUGAGUGUAUCUUUGUGUGUAUUAACGUCUCCCACCGCUAGACAACCGGUGUUUUUGUUUACAUCCCCGUAAUCUAGUAGUUCGGCAAAAGAAAGCAAUAGAAGUAGUACCAGACUAUACAAAAAGUAUUUUAAAAAGUACUGAGGUGAUUUGCUCAACUAAACACUUUCAGGCUGUGCUCCCGCAUGGCCAUAGUCCAAUGGCUGAACCAAGUAUAAGUUUACUAACAAAACUUUCAUUUUCAGCUACUUACUAAUAUAAACAGUUGCAAUUCGAGGAUUUCUUGUUACAUCUUUAUGAAAUUGAUCUGGCAAACCUACACUCAACAGUAACCGCCUUUAAGGGGAAAAAAUAGGUUCCAUUGAGUAGUCUUCGAUGAUGAAAAAUGGGAUGGCCAGAGUUGGGAUGCUUUUACUCAUAAGGACAACUGGAUCCGAGCUGACAUUGGAAUUUAACAACAAACUAAAACAAGAUACAUUCAACUUCAUACAUUACAAAACUACAUGAACAUGAGUAAAAAAACAAUCAUUAUAAAUAAAACAAAAUAAUACAAAGUCGAAAAAGCCCUCGUAAUGACGACAAAAAAAAAUCAGUAUAAAAAUAAGGCUUCAAGUUUACUUCAGGAUAACAAAGAAAUUAUUACAGUGACAUUACGAUGAAAAAAUCCUCCGAUGCUUUCAUUUAUUAUUUCCUUUGAACAGUACUUCGAUCACAGGAACUCCAGACUGGAUAUAUUGACGGCAGAGUUGGAUAUGAGAAGGGUUUGACUUCUAUUUCUACUGGAUCGAGUGACUAAGUAAAAGCUCUCAGGUUUCUGAAAUGAUUUUUUGUUUUUGGCCUGUUAGCUUACACGUGUUUAGUUAAUAACAUGUAAACGUUCGAAUCGACAUUGAGGUUAUCCAACAAGUCAGCACAUCGUAGUGUUGUUGCUCUAACUUGACGUUUAUUCGUUCCACGAUCCUCUGAGGCAUCAUGUUUAGCUGGAUGUGCGUUAGAUUGUGUCGAUUGUCUCGUCGCACGGCUCAUUCUGGACAUUUAUCAGGCCGACUGAAAAUCACAUAUAUAAACACUAGGAAGCUACAUGUUUCGAAUAAGUGUCUUCAGAAGAAAGACCGCCUCUACCUGAAAGCAAUCUAUGAACAACGGAAGGCUCAGUUAAAAGAUUAUGAUCUUCCUGCUAAUGUCAACAGGAAAGCAAUUUUUGCCAAUAAUGAAGUACAGCUUCAGGAAAUUGAAGUUUAUGGAUUUGACUAUGACUAUACAUUGGCAUCUUACACACCAGAAUUACAUGAUCUCAUCUAUGAUUUGGGCAGAGAUUCAUUGGUCUAUAAUAGUAAGUAUCCUGAGGGCCUGCGUGAAAUGAAAUAUGAUCCUAACUUUGCUGUUCGUGGACUUCACUAUGAUGUCCGAAAAGGUCUCUUAAUGAAAAUUGAUUCUUUCCAUCAUAUUAUGUUGGGAACUGUCUACAGAGGUCUGAGGCCAGUUGUUGAUGAGGAAGUGAAGGAGCUAUAUGAUGGCACACAUGUACCGCUGGAGAGUAUGAAUACUUUCUAUGGAACUGGUUUAAUGCAUCAAUUGAUGGAUCUGUUUGCCCUUCCAGAAAUUACGCUGUUAGCAAAUGUUACUGAGUACUUCCUUCGUAACAGUAUUCCUUUUGACCCUGAAUAUGUCUUUCAUGAUGUCCGAUCUGCAGUACAAGACAUUCACUUAUCUGGUCAGCUACAUCAAGAAAUCAUGUCUAAUAUUGGAAAAUAUUUAGUUAAAGGCCCUGAAGUGUUGAUGUUGUUACAACGAUUAACAGAAGCUAACAAAAAAUUAUUUCUUAUUACAAACAGCGGCUUUCCUUUUGUAGAUGCUGGCAUGCGCUAUAUUGUUGGUCCUGAUUGGCAAAGUCUUUUUGAUGUUGUCAUCACCAAUGCAAGGAAGCCAAAAUUCUUUAAUGAAGCCACAAGACCUUUCCGUAUAUAUGAUGCUCACACUGGGACACAGUCUUGGGACCGUGUGCAUAGACUUGACAAAGGAAGGGUGUAUCAACAGGGCAAUUUUUCACUUUUGCGACAGAUGACAGGAUGGUUUGGUUCAAAGGUGUUUUAUUUUGGUGAUCAUGUUUACAGUGACCUAGCAGAUGUUGCCCUGAGGCAUGGCUGGAGAACUGGAGCUAUCAUUCCUGAACUUGAGAAUGAAAUAGAUAAAAUCAAUGCCACAGACUACAAAGUAGCGGUCAGGUGGGGCAUGGUUCUGCAGCAAAUGAUAGAAUAUUGCCAGGAUACUACUGCUCUUGAAGACACAGAAAUUCUAAAAGAAUGGCUUCAUGAAAGAGACUUAGUGAGGGCAUAUGCCAAAGAGAUUUUCAACCCACAUUUUGGAAGCGUGUUCCGUACUCAUCACAAUCCUACAUAUUUUUCUCGGCGGCUCUCUCGUUUUGCUGAUUUAUACAUGUCUAAUUUGACCAACUUACUUCGCUAUUCAGUUGACCAUACUUUCUAUCCACGUCGGUUGGCAUUACCUCAUGAAUCACAACCAUUUGCCAGUAUGUUUACAUGACAUGUGAUAUCAUAAUCGCUUUUGUUCUGCAUAUUGUGAUUAGUAAAAUAGGAAAACUUGGUAAGUGAUUUAAAUAUUUUAAGUUAGAUAUCUAAAUACAUUUUAUUUCCUUUGUUAGAAAAUAGCAUAAAACUUCAAAUUCUAUUUAAUGAAUGGAAACUAAAUUUAUGGAAUACAAAAUACAUAAUUUAGUUUUAAUAGUUCUAAUUCAAAAUAAUUAUUUCAUUUUUUUUUUAUUCCUUAACCAAAUUAUUACAGCAGUUAUCUUUACUUUCCUUUAGUUAGAAAUUUCAACCAAAUCUCCUUCAAGUCAUAUCUUAUUGUUUCAGAAAAGGACACAUCAAAUGAUAUGAUCUUGGGUUCAUUAUGCUUCCAGAUGGUCAUAGCUGGAAUAAUUAUAGAUCUGCUCUAUCAGAAUUUACCUGAGGCUAAACAUCAAUACAACUAGCAUGAUGUUUCACUGCAGGUGGCUUUUACAUAGAUUUCCUAAGCCUCAUAUUUAGUUUCGUCCUUCUAUGUUUUGAGUAUUUUGAUUCCUCAUAUUUUUACUCAAAAUAUAUACUAGUCAUGUACU